UUUCCAACACAGAGACAAAAACCCUUCCUUGUAUCUUCCUUCCAUAUUACUUGUUUAUUAAUCCUUGAGCUAUUAAUCUGUUAUCAAGGUUUCUGUAACAAGCAGCAGGACGUUCUUGUCUCUGGCUAAUUAAGAGGAUAGGGCUUAUAAUUAAGGACUGCAGUUUCGAUUGUUGAUGGAGUUUUUUACCAAAACAAAGGCAGUUAAGCUCCGGAGCCACCUUGAAAAGUACUUGAUCGCAGACGAAGACCUAGAAACUGCUCGUCAAACACGACACGGCUCGUCACGCAAAGCAGCCAUAUGGUUCGUGGAGUUAGUCGAUGAAAAAAGCCAUGUUAUUCGUCUCAAAAGCUGCUAUGGCAGAUACCUCACAGCCUCUGACAUGCCCUUUUUAUUAGGCAUGACAGGGAAGAAAGUGAUCCAGACAGAGCUGUCUGAAAAUAAUUUUGACAACUGGAAGCUGGAGUGGGAGCCUAUAAGAGACGGGUUUCAGGUUAAACUUAAGAGCUGGUGUGGCAAGUUCUUGCGAGCUAACGGAGGGACACCGCCGUGGAGAAACUCGGUGACUCACGAUGAGCCACACACUGGUUCGACGAGAAAAUGGAUUCUUUGGGAUAUUGAGGCGGUACAAGAGAUUGGAAAUGAUUCCUUGAAGGAUUACUUGUCGUCUAUGUCGAGCUUUUCUACAGUGUCCGAUGAUGUUCUUGACGCUAUUUCGGAUGAUUAUAAGGGAUCGGAAGCCGGGUCUCCGAUAUCGGUUGUGUCGUCCGGGAGGACUCCGAGAUUGACCCUAGUAAAGUCAAUGUCUCCAAGAUUGUCUUUGUUCUCAACUAAGACCAACUCCACCAAGUUCCGGUCAGGGAUGGAUUUCUUUCACAAAGCAAAAGCCGUCCGUCUCCGCAGCCACCAUGACAAGUACCUUCUCGCCGAAGAUGAUGAGGAGUCCGUGAUCCAAGACCGAGACGGAUCCUCCAAGACUGCCAGAUGGAUUGUCGAACUUGUACCUGGAUCUGACUUCAUCAUCCGCCUCAAGUCCUGCUACGGUAAAUAUCUCACUGCUUCUAAUCAGCCUUUUCUUUUGGGCAUGACGGGUCGCAAGGUCCUUCAGACUCUUCCCAGACGCCUUGACUCGUCUGUCGAGUGGGAGCCCGUUAGAGAAGGGGGUCAGAUGAAGCUCAAGACCCGAUAUGGGAACUUCUUGAGAGCCAAUGGGGGAUUGCCACCUUGGAGAAACUCGGUUACUCAUGACGUCCCUCAUAGGACUUCUACACAAGAUUGGGUCCUUUGGGAUGUUGAUGUUCUGGAGAUUCAAGUACAUCAGUCUCAUACUGGUCAUGCGCCUGAUCUGAACAAAAUCAUGUCUCAUGCCGAUUCUUUGGAUUUCGAGUCCACCUCUCCAACUUCUCUCUCUAUCAAAUCAGGAAAUUUUUCAAGACAGGAGUCGAGUGAUUCUCAUGUGACUUCGCCGAGGAAAUCAGAAGGGAGGACGAUAUACUACCAUGUGGCUGAUGAGAGUGGUGAGGUUGAUGAUGAUGCAACGGUGGGUUACUCAUUGAAUUUUAAGGGAAAUGGGGUUGAUGAGUUGACUCAAAAAUUGAAGGAAGACACGGGCCUUGAGGAUAUUGUUGUGUGUACUCGUAGUCCCUUGAAUGCAAAGCUUUAUCCACUUCGAUUGCAGCUUCCUCCAAACAAUGCAGAUAUGCAUGUUAUUCUAGUUCAGUCAUCGUCCAACGCGGCCGGGGAUUUUGCUAAACCAGGAGUUCCUUUAUGAUAUACAAUGGUCAGGGUACCGCAGUUUUGUUAUAUAUCCGUGCAACUUCACCAUUACAUGAACUAUAUACAUUCUAUUUCGGCCUCUGAAAUAUGCUAGUUUGAAAGCACUUGGUGAUUCAAUGGUAACAGGGAUGCCUGCUCACCAGCAAAAGGAAGAAGCCACGAGCAAAAAUGAUUUUGCUAUUGUCAGGGCAGAGGGUCAAUAUGAUGCCGGUUGCUCCAUGCCCCAGAUAAAUAAUGCUCCAAAAUUUUUGUCUGCUUGGAAUAUCACUAUAGCACGAUUCCUUUAUUGCUUCGUUGAACGAUUUUGUUGUAAAUCUCCGCAUCUGUUUUCUCCUUUAAGAUUUAUGUUCUGACCGGUGUCUGCUGGUGCCAGUGUUUUAAUCUUAUGGAGCAUGUUUUAAUAA
Messenger RNA from Populus nigra (black poplar), 2180 nucleotides. RefSeq lists its product as uncharacterized. The record is from RefSeq and is a predicted model, not a curated record. The transcript has 4 exons. Lineage: Eukaryota; Viridiplantae; Streptophyta; Magnoliopsida; Malpighiales; Salicaceae. The coding region runs from base 176 to 1771 and encodes 531 amino acids.